CAGGAACUGACGUUUUACACAAGGGGUAGGUGAUGAGCCUUGAUACAGUGGUGAUUCACGACGUCUGGGAAAUACUUGUUUGUUUUGAAAACUUAGGUCAUUAGAGAAGUUCUGCUGCCUCUGCAGACUUCAAACCUGCAGAAGGCAGGAGGAAAGUGACAAUGGAUGCUUUGUUAAAGUGUGCACUGUAAGCACACUUCCAUUCUCUUCAGGUACUGAAUGAAGGGGAGAAGGAGGACAUCUAAGAUUCAGAGUCUGAGAAAACGGUCAUCACCUUUUGCCAAUGUUAAAGCACAGGAGGACGUCAGUUUUGGGACAGUAACAAAAGAAGUAAUCAGGUAUAAAGAAGAAAAGUUGUACAGAAAAGAUUACCAAACUACAGCUGUAUCACCUUUCCUGUGCCUUAUUUCCUGUAAUAAUCUGCCACUGCUGAGGGCUUACUUUCAUGUUACUACCCCAUGUUACGUGCUUGAUGCAGCAAGGUGUGAGCAAAAACAUCAGAGGAAUCUGUGGUCCAUGUUGUGCUGUCACCACAAGAAUUUUUGUAUGUGUUGCAUCCUUUUGGGAUCUCCUGCAGGACUUUAAAUAAAAGGUUCAUAUUUUGUAGAAGACGGCAAAAAAUAACUUGUUGACAUGGCUCAGGAACCAGUUCUUGUCAACAUCUAUGAUAUGUAUUGGAUCAAUGAAUAUACAUCAUCCCUUGGGCUUGGAGUUUUCCAUUCUGGGGUAGAAGUUUACGGAACAGAAUAUGCAUAUGGAGGUCACCCAUUUCCUUUCUCAGGCAUCUUUGAGAUUGAACCAAGAGAUGCAGAAGACCUUGGUGACCAAUUUAAGUUCAAACAAACAAUACAUCUAGGCUACACAGACUUUUCAGCAGAGGACAUUCGCCGCAUCACUGAACAGCUAGGAAAAGAGUUUCGUGGAGAUCAGUACCAUCUGCUAAACAAGAACUGCAACCAUUUCUCAUCAGCACUUACACAGGUCCUGUGUGGGAAAGAUCUUCCUAGCUGGGUAAACCGCUUAGCAUAUGUAAGCUCGUGUAUUCCAUUCAUUGAGCGGGCCAUCCCCAGGGAGUGGCUGACUCCUAUGGCACUACACAAUGUAGUUCUGCAAGAACCAAAUGGACAAGAAAUGCAGCAGGUAGCACAACAGUCAGGGCACAAAGUACCAUGUGCUUUGAGGUUGAAGCGCCCAGCAGGAAAGUUGCCAGUUCAUCAAAGGAAAUUGAAGCAUUCUCUCUGCUGAGUUCACAAGCACUCUUUUAAGGCUAGUGUUGUGUGCAACUGAGAGUAGCGUGCAUUUUAAGGCUAAGAAUCAAUAGAAUUAACAUUCAAGCAUACAUGUACAGAAAAUACAACUGAUUUAUUAUAGUUACAUGCUUUUGGGGGCUUUUAUUAUGUGUACAGAUUUUGAUGGCUACCAGAGAUUUUGGUAUUUUAUGUCUUACUAUUAAUGGUGAAAAUAUGUAGGCUUAUAUAGUGUGUAUUUAUUGCUUUGUUUUAAAUAUGUCUCUUUUUCUUGAUAUAUAGAAUGAAGCUUGGCAGCAUAUACCUAUAUAUCAGAACUCAGAGUAUGAAAAAUGUAGAUGGUUUUCUCCUACCCACAUUUCGUUAUAUCAAAGGAAAGAUGCACCAUCUGCAAGAGGUGCAAUGAAAAGAAAAUGACUUUAACACAUUUUGGAACAUAGUGUAUACCUAGAUUUUCUAAGAUAACCAUUUGUAAAAUAUUUCAAUUUUUUAAACAGAAUUAUAGUUGGCUGUUGAGUUGUUCCGCAUAUUGUAGCAAAGUGCGUUAAUUGAGGUCUGUGUGGAAGUUUUGUGUCAUGUUGACCCAAUGUGACUGAUUAUUGUGAGGUGUGAUCUGUCAGUGUAGAGUUUAAUAAUAUGUAGCAUUUUAAGAUCCUUUUGCCCCCAAUGGAGAAUCUCUUGUGUAUAUGAAUUUUUACCCAUCUUAAUCAGGUAUUUAAAUAUGCAAUAAAAACACGUACUGUUGCACAA
Molecule: messenger RNA, 1997 nt
Organism: Pomacea canaliculata
Lineage: Eukaryota; Metazoa; Mollusca; Gastropoda; Architaenioglossa; Ampullariidae
Product: deubiquitinase DESI2-like
Exons: 7
Coding region: 634-1245 (203 amino acids)
Biological process (GO): protein deubiquitination
Molecular function (GO): deubiquitinase activity
Source: RefSeq, a predicted model, not a curated record